Messenger RNA from Daucus carota subsp. sativus, 1525 nucleotides. RefSeq names its product E3 ubiquitin-protein ligase PUB24. Gene Ontology annotation, molecular function: ubiquitin protein ligase activity. Gene Ontology annotation, biological process: protein ubiquitination. Bases 173 to 1435 code for a protein of 420 amino acids. The transcript has a single exon. Lineage: Eukaryota; Viridiplantae; Streptophyta; Magnoliopsida; Apiales; Apiaceae. The record is from RefSeq and is a predicted model, not a curated record.
CUCUUUUUACACUGAGCUGUGUACAGUAGCCCUUUUCAUUACAUCUUCCCAUGGGAGUACUUUCUUUUCCUAUUUCCAUAUGAAAAUAUUCCCAUAUAUAACCACAACUCAAAUACAAUAAUAUGUACAAUUCUUUUAUUUCUCUCUAGUUUCUUGUAAAUCAAUACUUACAAUGGAAGAUGCCGAAGUUCCUGAGUUUUUCAUCUGUCCUAUUUCUCUCCAGAUCAUGAAAGAUCCUGUUAUUGCCAUAACAGGAAUAACUUACGAUCGAUCCAGCAUCGAAAAAUGGCUGAGCCACGGACAUGAUGCGAUUUGUCCCGUCUCCAAGCAGCCCCUCCCAAGAAACUCUACCUUAACACCGAAUCGUAUUCUUUCCAAGCUCAUCCAGACAUGGCACACCACUAAUUCAAAGCCUACUAUUGAUCAUCAUGUUCCGGACCCGGAUGACUACAUGAUCACCAAGCCUUAUAUAACCACCCUCCUCGCAAACCUUUCAAACCCAGAUUUAUUCAUGAAAUCACUUACAAAUCUAGAAGUUGUCGCAGCCAUGGCCAAAGAAAAUUAUGUUUAUGGAAAGCUUUUGGUGGAAGCUGGUGUGGCCAAGGCUAUGGUAAGUUUUGUUAUAACUUGUUACAAGAAUAGUAAAACUCAUGGGCUUCUACUAGCGCUAUAUAUUCUUUUGCUUAUCUACAAGAUUUCACCUAGCAAAACAAGGGAAUAUAUACUUCUCGCAAAAACGGAUGAAAUUAUUGAUUCACUGAUAUGGGCUUUAGGUAUUAGCUCAUGUGAUCAUACAACUACCAAAGCCAUAAGAAACCAUGCAAUGAUAUUGCUCAAGAUUUUCGUCGAAAACACAAGCUCCAACUUGCAAGAAAAAUUAAAACCAGAUUUUUUCAAGACUAUUGUCAAUGCUUUAAGUAAAACCAGUUUGAUGACACAACACGGGACGAAGGCGGCUUUGCAUAUAAUGUUCGGCGCUUGUACAGUGGGUAAGAACCGGAUAAUGAUGGUAGAAGCCGGGGCUGUUUUCGUCAUCAUCGAACUCGAGUUGAGUGGAUUAGUUCGUGAGAAAAGAACAAGUGAGUUGAGUAUGCAAGUUUUGUUCAAUUUGUGUCGCAGUGCUGAUGGUAGGGCUGAGCUCUUAAGGCAUGCAGCUGGAAUCGCGGUGGUGACGAAGAGGAUGAUGAAGGUUUCUCCGAUGCUAGACGAGGCUGCGGUUUCUAUAAUUUCAUUGAUCUCGAAGUUUUCAGGAACUGAUUGGGUGGUUAAUGAGAUGUUGAGAGUGGGAACAGUUUCAAGGCUUUGCAUGGUGUUGCAGAGUAAUUGUGAUUCUGGUUUGAAGGAAAAAGCUAUGGAAAUUCUCAGGAGACACACUCAUGUUUGGAAAGAUUCACCUUGUGCAGAUCAUUUGCUUCUAACAAUGUAUACUAAAUAAAGUUGUAAAUGUAAAUUUACAAUCGAUGACUCAUAUAUAUGUGAAGUUAACCCUGAAAUUCAAAUAAAUACUCAGGUAAUUCUUCACUAA